UUGGCAUGCUAACAACUGUAUUAGAUAAUUAGUGUAUUAGCAUGCUAACAAGUGUAUUAGAGAACUAGUGUAUUAGCAUGCUAACAGCUGUAUUAACUAUUGUAGUGACAUGAUAACAACUGUAUUAGCUAACUAGUGUAUUAGCAUGGUAGCAAGUGUAUUAGCUAACUGGUGUAUUAGCAUGCUAGCAAAUUUAUUAGCUAACUGGUGUAUUAGCAUGCUAGCAAAUGUAUUAGCUAACUGGUGUAUUAGCAUGCUAACUAUCAAAUUAGCAGAAAACAAAGUACAGUCGAGGGCCGAGGCAAAUGGAAAUGUCAUUGAUUAUACUGGUACUUGGUCUUAGAGCAGGAUAUAGACUAAUAAAAAGUUUGACCCGACGAUGGCGCUGAAGGAAAGGUUAUGUAAUCAUGAAGUAAAGUUACCUGAGAGUCCAUGACAGGUCAGAAACCUGCAGGGCCACACUGCUGUCCUGGUUGAGGAGACAUACACUUACAGGUAAGAGGGUCCCAGGCUGACAACCACAUGAUAAGCAUGAUUUUAAACAGAUGGUCGUUAUAAAUAUAUUCAUAACAUUAUUUAGCUUCUUUGUUUGGGUGUUUCAUUCUGAAAUGCAAUAUAGGCUACUUUACAUUUUAAAAAUGUUGAUAAAUAGGCUAACUCCAUCAUUAAAUGCUUCAUUUAUUCAAGAUAAUGUCCUCUGAUACCAUUGGGACAACUUAAUAAUGUUUAAAUUAGUAAUCUGUCAUUUGCCAAGAGUCAUGUAUCUUACAUGUAGGCCUAACAUUACUGUCAAACACAAAGUUCAACUGAGAGAGAUGGGAGGGCAGGUGGGCAGGUGUAAUAUUUGAUCAGAAACCAAAAUGAAAGAGUUUUGACCUGAUGAUGGUGCUAAAGAAAGAGCCACCUAAGUAAUAACAAUUCAUCCUUUGUGGGUCUCAAAUGUGCAUAUUAAAGGUCUAGUGAGUACAAUAGGGGCAUCUAGUAUUCAUAACUGUCUUUUUAUUAGUUUAUAAUAACCCCAAAAUAAUCAUUGUUGUGUUUUCAUUACCUUAGGAUGAGUUGAUUAGUCCAUAUCUACAUAUGGAGCGGGUCCUCUCCAUGCCCCCAGGAACAGCGCCAGGUUUAAAGUCAAUGUUACGUAGUAGCCUAAUGUGGAAUUUCAACUUACGGGUCUGUAAUGGAUGCUAUUGGCCCCAAAAAGACUUCUUCCCAUGAACUUACAUUGUGAAAAAAUGUCUGUAAAUCAUUUGAAUUUGAUGAAAACCAUACAGAAGACAUAGAAGUGGUAAAAUACAACCAUCAAAAUUGUCAGUACAUUUUUAAUACUAGAAUUGAGAAAAAAAAAUCACCAUAUAAGUAUUCAGUAAAAUUUAAAUCUGAAGUGGUAUGCCAACGGCAUGAACAACAGUUUCAUUGAUAAAUCAUUUUGUAAAUCAAAUGAUUUUGACAGCAGAGCAUUUCUAAGUCUCUUUUUGUACAAAGACAGUGACACAGAUGAAUCCAGUGAAUUAACAUUUUCAUUCCAUAAAACAGCUCCACGUUAUUUGAAAGAAAACCGACCACGAGAUGUUUUAUACAAAGGAAGAUGUCUAGUUGUGUAUUCGAUCCAUUCAGUCCAACAACAUGUCUAACGUCUAGAAAAGCUGCACAAUUGAACCAUUUUAUCCCUAUUCCCUAUUGGGGCAGCAGCUCUUUCCAUAGGGACUUGGCUUGGGAACCAAAGGGCUGCCUGCUCAAGUCCCCAUACAAACCCAGUAUGGAGGACUGGUAGCUGGAGAGGCGCUAGCUCACUGCCAAGGAGCCCCCAAGCAAGGCACCAAACCCCAACUGCCUGGGGCACCCGCCCACGACAGCCCCCCACCCAGUGCAUGCAUAGGUCCUGUUUGUGCAUGUGUGUAUUUCAGGCUGUGUGUAUAUGAAAACAGAGUGGGGGCAAAAAAUUGAAUUUCCCCUCAGGGAUUAAUAAAGUCUAUCUAAAUCUAGAGGGCUAAACCGGAGGGCUAAACCGGAAGAUACCGAAACUGGCAGUUUCUAGAGCGCUUGCUCUAUGGGAAUGCGGAAUGAAUGGGUAAUUGUACACACAGGAAGUCAAACUUUUUUGGCUUCAUGUUCCUUUCAUGCCAACUCCAUGGCAACUUUCAUAGGAAUGAACAGGGCCCUGCCUCCAGUGCUGCGUCUAGUUCUCUUUAUACAUCCAUGGUCUUCUCCCAUAGAAUCUGCCAUGUUGUUCUACAGUAGCCCAACAGAUAGUUGCAUAGUUCUCCUACAUGCUCUUUAGUUUCAGUACUGCAACCUCACAACUAGAUGACAUAAAUCCUACACACUAGACCAGUGGUUCCCAACCGGUGGGUCAAGGUCCAAAAGUGGGUCGCUGGUUCAUUCUGAAUGGACCACAAAUGACUCCUAAAGGUGUCAGGUUCAUAAAGAAGACACUUUAUUUUGAAGUACGGUGAAUUUCUGGCACAUAUCUUUUAUUUUGAAGUAGCUAGCUCGACGACCUGGUCAAACACAAGUAUGACACUAAAUAUAAUAAACUGUGUGGACCUUGAACUAAUGACUAACGCAAUUUAAUGGCAGUAGUUGAGACAUCACAAAUAAAAACUUCACGGUGACACUAGAGGAAAAGUCACAGGAUCACAAAAGUCAUUGGGAUUCAUCCUCUGGGGAACAUGAAUAUCUGUACACAAUUUCAUGUCAAUCCAACCAACAGAUCUUAAAAUAUUUCAGUAUGGAGCAAAGUACUGACGUGACAAAACCCAUUUAACUUCACAGUAAACAUUGCUUCCUGCUGACAGUCAGGUGAAGAUGAUAAUUCUUUUUUAUCCAAACUGUUGGAGUUGCUGACCAUUGAACUUUGCUUUGAGGCAUCCUGUCUGUUAGUAGGCAGUCCACCUGUAUUACGUGUCACUCAGGUCUGAUGCACUGCUUUCAUUCUUAGUAAAUGUUUAAUUUUGAGUUCACACCUCCCUGUCUUCCUCCCACCCAUUUCUCUCUCUGUCUCUCUUUCUCUGUCUCUCUGCUUGCCUGCCCGAGCAAUAGAGCAAAGAAAACAAACCUGUUUGGCUGGCUGCAACCAGGAAACCAAUCAAAGGGUGCACCAAGAAGAGAGAGAGAGAGGGUGACGUCAAGAAAGAGAGACGAAGAAGAAGCAGCUGUGUUUCAGCCAAUGACAGAGGACAUGUUUCCACUGUGCUGUGAGUAGAUGUCUCUGCUCUGUUGACCCUGACAGUGUGUGACUGCUGUGCUGCUCAGAUGUGCGCAUGAAUAUUGAUCUGACAGAGGAUUGAGAGGCAACAAACGGACCGGAGUGGCUGUUUUGGGAGGAAAUACAUAGCUUUGAGUGCAUUUUUGGAGAUGCCUUAUUUGUACAUGCUAUACACUGUUGGAAAAUGUAGUGCUGUUGGAUUAUUGUUAUAUGGCUCAAGGGUAGAAACUGUUUGAGGAGGCUGAGAUGUGUGCUUUUCUACUGAAGUUUGGAACUCACAGAAGUCAUUGUAAGGACAAUAAAAGUCAGCUUAAACACUCAAAAACUUGAGCCAGUAUGAAUAGCUGCUCCUAUUUUCGCUCCUAGAAAUUCACUUAUACAGACGAGAGCUUUCACACCUUUUAGAAACUGUAGGACUACCGUUAUUUAUCGUCACGCCCCCUCGCAUGCAGACAGACUGACAUUUAAGGUCACUUUUGAUUCACAUCACUUCACAACAGCUGAAUGAUGGCGGAAGCAGGUUCAGGAGCCUCCCUGAGCCCGAAGUCGAGCUCCCAGCCCCCUACAAGUGGAGACCGGCGGUUGGUGGACAGGGCCCUCAAGAGACUGGAAAAGCUCCACGAGCUGUGCACUAACCCCCGGCUGGGCCUGAGGAACAGUCCGCCAUACCUGCCGGAGCUGGUAUCUGAGACGACAACACUGUUAACGAAGGUUUGGGAGCCCUACCGAGGCCCCAGGGCAGGCAGCCAGGUGCCACGAGGAGAUGAGGCCAAGUACCUGAGGGUACAUGUCAGAAACCUGCUGGAUAAGACAGAGAGGGCCGUACUGCUAUUUAAAGAGGGACGGGAGAAGAUAUUCGAGGAGACAUCCAGUUACAGGAGGAACUUGACCAAGCUGUCCCUGCUGUUCAGUCACAUGCUGUGGGAGCUAAAGGCCAUGUUUCCAGGGGGUGGUUUUCAGGGCGACACCUACAGGGUGACGAAGACAGAGGCUGAGGAGUUUUGGAUGCGAUCAUUUGGAAACAAGUGUAUAGUGCAGUGGAACACUUUCAAAGAGCAGCUGCGGAGUGUACAUGCAUUCGAGGAGGGGAUGGAGUCCAUGGCUCUGAAGUCAACUAUAGAUCUCACCUGUAACGACCACAUCUCUGUAUUCGAGUUUGACAUCUUCACCAGGCUCUUUCAGCCGUGGAGGUCAAUCAUAAGGAACUGGAACCAGCUCGCCGUGACUCAUCCAGGCUACAUGGCCUUCCUCACCUACGACCAGGUUAUAGCUCGUCUUGAACACUACCUGCACAGACCCGGGAGCUAUAUCUUUCGUCUGAGCUGCACACGAAUGGGCCAAUGGGCUAUCGGCCACGUCACCAGUGAAGGUGGCAUCGUCCAGACCAUCCCCCAGAAUACACCUCUCUACCAGGCGCUCAUUCAGGGCUUCAAGGAAGGCUGCUACCUGCAUCCAGAUGGCCGCGAUGUGAACCCUGACCUGACGAGCCUGUGUGAACCGACCCAGAGGGGCAAAGUCAAAGUAACAGAAGAGCAGUACGAGCUUUACUGUGACAUCGGCAGCACCUUCCAACUGUGUAAGAUCUGUGCAGAGAGGGAUAAGGACACACGUAUCCAGCCCUGUGGCCAUCUCCUGUGCCAACCCUGCCUCACGGGCUGGCAGCAGAAGUCGGCUGGCCACACCUGCCCAUACUGUCGCUGCGACAUCAGAGGGACAGAGUCCAUCCUUGUCGAGCCCUACCUGCCAGGCAGCGGUCACUGGGAGGAGGAGGGCGAGGAGGACACAGAGGAGGCGGACCAUGAAGACAUUGAGCUGAUGGUAAAGGAAAUGGCUGCCCUGAGAAAGAUCUCCAGUUUGGAUUACAAGGUUCGCACCUCCCACCUGAGCGCUCCACCUCUGCCCCCCAAGCACAGCACAACCCCACGCUGUCCAUCUCCCUCUGACCAACCCCAGACAUCCGAAACCAAGACACUGGACAAACACUCCCACUCCCACUCACAGGCCCACAGCAGCGGUGAAGCACGUAGAAGACACAGAAAACAGACAAACAUGAAAAGCAGCGCUGAUUUCCGCACAGAAGCAAAAUUUUCCUCUUCCUCUCAGAAGGAUGUCAACAGUGGAGUAGCGUGGCUCUGACAUGAAUAGAGGGACGAACAGAGAGCGGUGCUCAGAGGAGACAAGCAUGACCUGGGAGAGGUGACUGCAUCCUGACAGAGAAGCCAUCUCUGCAAAAUAAAGACUCUUUUAAUAGAGGGAGAAAUACUCAGCGACUAAAAUAUCCUCAUUCCAGAAAUCAGCUCUCAUUGAAUGUAAAAAUAGUCUCUGGAGUCAUGUUUAGCUGUAAAUGACCGGCGUGUCAGCUGCACUGCUGAAGCUGUGAUGUGUGUGGGCGGGGACUGACAGGAAAAUUGCUUACUGAGGCCUCCUACUGUUCAAUAAUCACACUGCCAUUAUCUCUGCAGUAGGUUCAGUACUGAUUCUUUAUAAUUAAAGUGUUUCCGGAGCCUCCUUGAGAUUAUUUAAUGAAAGGCUUGAUGAACAAGUGAAGGGGGCAACAGCUUAUUUAGGGUGAAUAUAUGAAACAAUAUAAAUAUGCUACCUCGUCAUUUAACUCAUAACAUAUGUCUGCUCUCAUAAAUAAGUUUUGUAAGUGAAUAAAGGCCUCUGUGUAAUUACAUUUUAUUGAAAUUAAAUAAACCUUUAA
Molecule: messenger RNA, 5909 nt
Organism: Epinephelus fuscoguttatus (brown-marbled grouper)
Lineage: Eukaryota; Metazoa; Chordata; Actinopteri; Perciformes; Serranidae
Gene: cblc
Product: Cbl proto-oncogene C, E3 ubiquitin protein ligase
Exons: 13
Coding region: 3710-5341 (543 amino acids)
Biological process (GO): cell surface receptor signaling pathway; negative regulation of epidermal growth factor-activated receptor activity
Cellular component (GO): plasma membrane; membrane raft
Molecular function (GO): calcium ion binding; ubiquitin protein ligase activity; receptor tyrosine kinase binding
Source: RefSeq, a predicted model, not a curated record